Molecule: messenger RNA, 884 nt
Organism: Halichondria panicea
Lineage: Eukaryota; Metazoa; Porifera; Demospongiae; Suberitida; Halichondriidae
Product: L-xylulose reductase-like
Exons: 8
Coding region: 65-805 (246 amino acids)
Biological process (GO): xylulose metabolic process; glucose metabolic process
Molecular function (GO): L-xylulose reductase (NADPH) activity; carbonyl reductase (NADPH) activity
Source: RefSeq, a predicted model, not a curated record
CGGUUCACCGACCUUCCCAAAAAAAGGGCGGCUGAUUCAUGAGACUAGUGAAUCAAUUUUAUAAAUGGCUGCUUCAUAUGACUUCUCUGGGAAAAGAGCUCUAGUUACUGGAGCUGGGAAGGGGAUUGGCAGAGGACUAGUGAUUGCCUUGAUGCGAUAUGGAGCUGAGGUAAUUGCACUCAGUAGAACCCAGGCUGACCUGGACUCACUCAAGGAAGAGGUGAAAGGGCUUAUCACAGUGUGUGCUGAUGUUAGUGACAUGGCAACGGUGAAGGCAGAGCUCUCCAAACUGAGACCUAUCCAUCUUCUGGUCAACAAUGCUGGCGUGGGGCAGCUACAGCACUUCUUGGAUGUUACACCUGAAUCAUAUGAUAGGAUUAUGGAUAUAAAUUUAAAAGCAGUCAUGUUUAUCUCACAAUUCAUAGCCCGAGGUAUGGUGGAAGGGGGCGUGGAAGGUUCCAUUGUUAAUGUCUCCAGUCAGGCUUCUCAGUGCGCACUUAAGGAGCACACUGUCUAUUGUACUGCAAAGGCUGGAUUAGAUAUGCUUACUAAAAUGAUGUCAUUGGAGCUUGGACCUCACAAGAUCCGUGUGAAUGCAGUCAAUCCCACUGUUGUAAUGACGAAUAUGGGUAGACUGGGGUGGUCCGACUCAAAGAAAGCUGGGCCAAUGCUGGACCGAAUACCAAUGGGGAGAUUUGCAGAGGUGGAGGAGAUUGUGAACCCGAUACUGUUCUUGCUAAGUGAUCAGAGUUCAAUGGUCAAUGGAACUACUCUGCCCAUUGACGGUGGCUUCCUGGCUAGUUGAUUAUAUUUGUGUGUAUAUAGAAACAUUUGUUCCGUGGCAAUUGUUUUGUACGGUUAUGAUUAAUUUUUAUGGCUUGUGG